Messenger RNA from Giardia duodenalis, 270 nucleotides. Its product is annotated as Ribosomal protein S21. Bases 1 to 270 code for a protein of 89 amino acids. Gene Ontology annotation, cellular component: ribosome; cytosolic small ribosomal subunit. NCBI's taxonomy places the organism in Eukaryota, Fornicata, Diplomonadida, Hexamitidae. The transcript has a single exon. Gene Ontology annotation, molecular function: structural constituent of ribosome. The record is from RefSeq and is a predicted model, not a curated record. Gene Ontology annotation, biological process: endonucleolytic cleavage in ITS1 to separate SSU-rRNA from 5.8S rRNA and LSU-rRNA from tricistronic rRNA transcript (SSU-rRNA, 5.8S rRNA, LSU-rRNA); translation; endonucleolytic cleavage to generate mature 3'-end of SSU-rRNA from (SSU-rRNA, 5.8S rRNA, LSU-rRNA).
AUGCAAUCGGAUGACAUCGGGAUGAAGAACAGCAGCGGAGUGGUCGUAGACGCAUACAUACCGCGCAAGUGUUCAGCAACAAAUAGGCUCAUUGGCCCGAAGGACCACGCCGCAGUCCAGCUGAGCGUCGCCAGGGUUAAUGAUAAGGGCAAGAUGAUCGAGAACAACUAUGUUACAUUCGCCUUCUGCGGGGCCAUCCGCAGCCGAGGCGGAGUGGACUCGGCCUUCAUGCUCCUCGCCCAGGAGCACGGUCUCAUGGAACGCCUUUAG